Messenger RNA from Arachis ipaensis, 3262 nucleotides. The record is from RefSeq and is a predicted model, not a curated record. NCBI's taxonomy places the organism in Eukaryota, Viridiplantae, Streptophyta, Magnoliopsida, Fabales, Fabaceae.
AGCUCCUUUCGCAUAAUAGACCUCACCAUCAAUUCAAUUCCGCUGAUGCCGUACAUGUUCUGGCAACUCUGCCGGUGGGAACUCAAAAUCCUAUUCUACCCUGCCACAGCCACUCUCCUUCGAACUCCAACCACAUGCUUCCUGCAUUCCCUUUCGGACCCACCCCACUGGAAACCACCAUCACCACCACCGCCAAUCGUUUAUCUUCAGAAUCUCCUCAAGUUCCGGAGGGACAAGCCCGCCAUCGAAGUGGAGCGAGCACUCGACCUAUGUGGGUUCCAGCUUAGCGACAAACUCGUCUUCGAAGUGCUUAAACGGCAUCAUUCUGAUUGGAGGCCCGCCCUCGUGUUCUUUAAUUGGGCUUGUAAAGCGAGUCCCGAGCGAAAUGGGUAUGUGCCAAGUUCCGUCGUUUUCAAUGAGAUUGUGGAUAUUCUCGGGAAGAUGAAGCGGUUUGAGGAGCUCUACCAGGUGCUCGAUGAAAUGUCCCAUAGACAGGGUGUCAUGAAUGAGUUGGUUUUUUCCACAUUGAUUCGUAGGUAUGUGGGUGCACAUAAGGUGGAGGAAGCUGUUGGAAUAUUCUAUAGGAGGAAAGAGUUUGGAUUGGAGAUUGAUUCUAAAGCAUUUAGGACCCUCUUGAUGUGGUUGUGCAGGUACAAGCAUGUAGAAGAUGCAGAAACUUUGUUUCGCAGCAAGGUGAAUGAGCUUCCACCUGAUAUAAAGUCCUGGAACGUGAUCCUCCAUGGUUGGUGCAUCUUAGGGAACACACAUGAGGCAAAGAGGUUGUGGAAAGACAUAUUGGCAUCUAAGUGCAAGCCAGAUCUUUUCACUUAUGCAACAUUUAUCAAGGCAAUGACCAAGAAGGGGAAGCUUGGCACUGCACUGAGGUUGUUCCAUGGCAUGUGGGAUAAAGGUUGCAAGCCCGAUGUUGUGAUAUGCAACUGUAUUGUUGAUGCUCUUUGUUUCAAAAAGAGGGUUCCUGAGGCAUUGGAAGUUUUCAAGUGCAUGAGCGAAAGGGGUGUUGAACCUAAUGUGGCUACUUACAACUCCUUGAUCAAACACAUGUGUAAGAUUCGGCGAAUGCAGAAGGUAUAUGAGCUAGUGAGUGAUAUGGAAAGGAGGGAGGGGAAUUGUUUGCCUAAUGCUGUUACUUAUAGCUACUUGCUGGGUUCCUUGAAGGAGCCGAAGGAAGUUCCUGUGAUUUUGGAGAGGAUGGAGAGAAAUGGGUGUAGCAUGAAUGAUGAUGUUUACAACUUGGUUUUGAGGUUGUACAUGGAAUGGGAUGACCAGGAUGGGGUGAGAAGAACAUGGGAAGAGAUGGAAAGGAAUGGAUGGGGACUAGAUAGGCGAUCUUAUACAAUCCUGAUUCAUGGGCACCUCAAAAGUGGGAGGACGAAGGAUGCCUUGCGCUAUUUUAGGGAGAUGGUGUCUAAGGGAAUGGAGCCUGAGCCAAGAACUGAGAAACUAUUGAGUUCCAUGAACAUUCAGUCAAAAGAAAGAACAGAAAAACAAAAAGGAUGAUGGUAUUGGAGUUAUCUAGUGAUCCAAUUCUUCCAAUAACUUCAUUGCCAUUGGUUCGGGUUCUCUAAGUCGAAAAUUGCCAACAGUAAUAUAUCUUUGAAGGCCAUUGAGUGCUAAUACACUUAGACGCAUAGGAUGUUGAUUUGGUUGAAUUUUCGAACAUUGAGAUAUCUUGCCAAACUCUUUAGACUGUCAAGAAGCAAGGAAAGGAGAUAACCCGACACCAAAUUUUAUGAUUCGAGAUUUUAUGUUAAUUAGAGGGUCCAGAAAUUAGAAGGCUGGGGUUAUUUUGCUCCCUUAUCUGUUUAUGAUAGCUGUGUUAGUUGGAUAAGCUUACAUUUUCUCAUCCAAUUAAGCACCUCGGCAGAUUUUCUACUAAUGUUUAAAAAAGAGAAUUCAGCCGGUGGAAGCAAUAGGAGGAACUAUCUCAACUUAGUCUCAAUCAAACAGUGCUUGGAAAAUGAGAAAAUGUACCGCUGAAGAAAGGAAUGGAGGAUUUGAAGAGUGAUAGAGUUUGAAAUGGAAGUUUCUUAUAAAAUUGAUGCGUGUAUUAUGUUGGUUGACUUUGGCCUCUGUUUGUUUUUCUUGAUUCUUUGUGUUUUUAGUAAGUAAAUGUUUUGACAGUGAAGGCAUUUAGUUUUUGAGGCCUUGAAUUAAAAUUAUUUACAAUUUAGUCUGAUUGAAGAGAUCUGGUAAUUGGGAAUGAUUUCUACAAUUUCUCAGCUCAGUUUUGCAGCUUCAGUAUCACCAGAACUACACACAUGUGAUAAAAAAUGGAAAUUUGUAUAUUUACAGCUUAGUCAUACAAUUCUUGCAUGAAAACCAAAGCAGGGAAAUAUCAAAGACGAAAGUGCCAUGUUACAUAUCAACUGGCUUCUGUGAAUAGGACAUGGUGCUUUAGCUUUAGAUCAUAUUUCUUGAGGUCAAUCUUCCUGCUCUUUUUCUUGGCAUAGAAGAAUCUAGUCCCAGCUGUUGAGACAAACCUGAUGAUCUUGAAAAGCAGCUUCUUCUUGGACCCCAUCCUUCUCCUGUGUGUCUUCUUGUCAGGUUCACCUCCCCUCUUUCUACUCAAUCUCUGCCCAACAAUAAUAUUGAAGUUUAUUCCUUUUAUUAGAAAAUCACUGAUAAAGUUUCGAAUAAAACUUUGGAUUUGAUUUGUUGGAAUAGAAAUAGUUUGUACCUUUCUCUUUGUGGUUGUUUGGAGCAUAUCUUUUGGCCUUACAAAUAAUGGGGUGAAUUUUUGGCCUUCUAAACAUCUAGUUGACAAAUAGCCUGAAAUAACAAAUGAGUGAUUUUGAUUCAGAGAAAGUUGAGAAACAGAGUCAACUAUUGGUGAUGGUUAAUCAGCAAAUAGUUGUAAGCUUUAUGAGUUUACACUACAUACAGUACUUACCUCUGGAGAACACAGCAUGGGAGAGGGAAGCAGAAGAAAAAUGAAGGUGAUGAGAGAGGAAAGGAUUUCUUUUGUGACAAGAAAGAGUUAAGCCUGUUUUUGGACAAAAAUGUGCUAUAGCUAUAGCAGUCGCCAUCUCUCUCUGUUUCUUUGUAUCUGACAGCGUAUGGGUAAAGAUGAGAUUUUAACUGCUAGCUCUCUUUGAUUUCAAUUUUUUUUGCAGCGUUGAACCCACACCCCCUCAAGAGAAGAAGAAUGAAAAUCUGGCCACGGAUUCCUUACUCCCCACUUUUAUGUGGGAGUAUCAUUUUAACCACCAUAAAAAUAUUUAUAAGUAGAACCCCGUUUUUU